Molecule: messenger RNA, 2349 nt
Organism: Vicugna pacos (alpaca)
Lineage: Eukaryota; Metazoa; Chordata; Mammalia; Artiodactyla; Camelidae
Source: RefSeq, a predicted model, not a curated record
AUGAGGACCGCAAGGGGGCUGCUGGUGUUUAGGAGACACGGCGGAGGAGGGAAGACCCCGCUGACCCGGGCACUUUGCCUUGCAGAGAAGCACCGGAACCUGGCCAAGGCCGUUCUGCGGAGAAAAGGCAUGCUGGGGGCCGCGCCGAACCGCCCCGACUCUUCAGCCAAAAGGUCAGUGAAGUUUAACAAGGGCUAUACUGCUCUUAGUCAGAAUCCAGAUGAAAACCUGGUGUCUCUUGACUCUGACAGUGAUGGGGAGCUGGAAUCCAGAUACUCCUCCGGGUAUUCCUCUGCAGAGGUGAACCAGGAUGUGAGCCGGCAGCUGCUCCAGGAUGGGUAUCACCUGGAUGAGAUUCCAGAUGAUGAGGACUUGGAUCUCAUUCCCCCCAAGCCUGUGGCCUCCUCAGCGUGCUCCUGCUGCUGGUGCUGUCUUGGGGACUCUUCCUCCUGCACCCUCCAGUAGACAUAACCCCCUAAGAUGGGUCCUGCUCACCAUACCUGCAGAGUCCUGUGGGCCCUUCAUAGGUCACAGCGCAGUGGGGAACUGCUGUCAGCCCCAGAAUCACUGGAGGCACUGGCCCUCUGGGGAAGCCAGUGCCCUGCAGUUCCCCCUCGCCUGGUGCUUCUCAGGCCGGAGGCCCCCAUCUGGGCCAUAGGAUGAUAGGUGGAAUUCUGCAGUUUUCCUCUGCUGUUGGAGCAGAGCUUGGAGAAAUCACUUUAAUAAGGGCAGGAACAGAGGAAUUCUGGUUCUUACAGUGAGUGACAAAGUUGGCUAAGAGAAAAACUUAAAGACAUCUUAACUGGUAUUUGUCAUCAUGCUCUACAGAGGGAAAAGGAGAGCUUUUGUGCCCAGGCUGUGCUGGAUGGUGGUGUAUGGAGGCAGAAAAUAGCACAUUAUGGCUUGUAGCUGUAAUAUUCAAAACUAUUUGGGACCAGGUCAUUGCAAGAAAUUCCAUAUGCUCGCUUCCUCUUCCUAGCUCCAAGAUGGGUUACAUGUUUGACCUUCAAGAGAGCAUAAAGCAGGGCCCUUUGACCCUCUUCUGGUUGUGUCUGUUUGACUGUGGCAGGGAGGACAGCAGGUUACUUGAUGGUCCCUGGACCCAGAGCAUCCCCAUCUGGUCCAGCUGUCUGGGUGGGCUUAGUAACUUGGUCAGUCCAUCCCUAGUUAGAGAAAAACUGCUCUACCAUGUGGAUAAAACUUGUCUUUCCUGGUUGCUAUUCGUCACCUUGGUCUUAGAUGGUAUUUUCACCUAGUCUGAGCUAAGGUUGGGUGAAGGUAUGGAGCUCACCCCAGGAGCCUGCAGUUUUUAAUUACCAGCAGAGGGAGCUUCAGGAACAGUCAAGUGUCUGAUUUUUAAAACUUGAGAAGGAGCAAUGGCUGAGAAGUAGACUGGCGCAGCUGUGUGGGCUCUGACGUAGAUGGAGGCUCACAGACAGGAUGGGGAGGAGGGACCUGUGAAAGCUCCCACGGCCCCUGCCUGAGGAGAUAAUCGUGUCAUUGUAGAGGGCCUCCCUUCACCCUAGCGAGAACCAUUCUGUUGUGUCCAGAUUCCUCUGACUGCAGCAUGGGCCUCAGUGGAUACUCGGGGAUUGGACUUUACAGUAAACCUCUGGGUGCAUCACAGCCUCUCUCAGCCCCCGGUCUGAGCACAGCAAAGACAGGAAUCAUUUCCUCUAUGACCUCCACUAGAUAACAUUUCUCGCAAUACCAGGCCUCUCUGGAACUUAGUUUUUUAGUGGGUUUUUGGUUUUUUUUCCGGCCUUACCAAACAGGACUGAAUGGGAGUGGACAGAGUCCCUAGCCUAAGGGGUAUGGUAGUCAAGAUUAGGGUGUGGCCUCUACUUGGGAUCCUACCUAGCCUGUUGCUUCAUUUGGUUAGGACAGUAGCCUGAGUGUUUGACAGCUGCUAGGGGUAAAGAUGGCAUCAGGACCCCAAGACCAAGGCCCUCUGUUGGUCACUGCAUAAAUCACUGGUGUAUUUGACUGCGCCUCUCCCUGGAAUGUUCCAGAGCUGGUUGAUCCUGUGUGGGUGGCAUUACCUUUGUAGAAAAAGUUGCAGGAACACUGCCUGCCAGCAAGGCAGGGUAGAAAUGGUCAAUUGUUUGGGGCCAGAAGCCACAGGCUAAAAUGUCACCAAUACAGGCACAAAGGUGCCUAAAACCAAACUGCCUUAAUUAAGAGUGCUGGGCGUUUGUAGGUGACAGCGCUCUGGGGAGGCAGGGGUGAACUCGGGCUUACCUCACAGAUGGGAGUGGUACCGUACGGUGCUUACAGAGUACAGAACUCUUGGCUUAGGCUUCUACAGCCCUGUAAGUUUACAAGAAUAAAUACAAUCAUGCUAGUUGA